CCGUGCAAAAAUCAGGAGAAACUGGUAAAAUGAAGACCUAAGUAAGGAAACCUAGGCAGAGGUUCCAGUGAACGAACAGAUGAACAGGACUAGGGAAGAUGAGGGAGAGACAUGGGGAUGGGAGAGAGUGGGAGAGAGAUUGAAACUGACUUUACCGUCUGGGUCAGUACUGGCUCAGUUUACAAAUCUGGUAAUGAAUGACCCACAAUACCAUGAAACCUACAGGUGACAGAAAAUCUUCUUUUCUUCACUAAAGUGCUAAAUAAAAAUAUUUCCUCAAGGGUUAACUAAAUAUUUCCAUAGCCCGCAAAUACGGCAUAUAUGAUUUCAAAAAUAUAGUAAUUUCCUUUCCAAUGUUCUUUUGGUGAUACUGGUAUUUCAAAUUUUUGAAAUGUGCUUGCUUGUGUUGAGCAAAUGUGGGUUGCAUUGAACAGGAAUUUAGACUGUGAUUGAUGUUUUGAAAGACAUAGGUAGAUAUAUAUGGCAAAUAGCAAGAAGAAAGAAAAGAAAUAUAUAUUUUAAAUAUUCUGAUUUUUUUGUCUGAAAUCUAGAAUCAGAGUUAAACAUCAUCCAUGUAAUAUGAUUAAGGUUUGUAAUUAGGAAAACAUUUCAUUAUUGCAGAAUUGUCUAGAGACUUCUUUCAUUUGUUUUUCAUUUUUCCAAGGUUUUAGAGCUACUUGGAAACAGCAAAAGCAACACAACACUUUAAAAUGAUUCUCUUGAUUCUUCCACACUUUCUUUCCAUGGUUUGAUACGAACUUAUUGCCAGUGCCUCCUAUCCAAGUAUGCAUGUAAGAUUUCUGGGAUGCAGACUGGAGCUACUGGAGGGUGUAAACUGACCACAGUGUGAGAAGCUGUCCCAGGCUAAGCGCUCAAGAGUAAUCAGGCACACAAGGGGGGCAAUUGAUUUAUUAGAGGGAAAUCUUUUUGAAAAAGUUUCCAAUCCAGAUUUUCACCUUAGAGAUGCUUCUCAUAAGCUGUUCCAGAAGCCUUGAGGGAAGAUGGGUGAGGGGGGAUACUUUCCGGCAUUUUCCCAUGGCACCAAUUUACCUGACUGUCCACUGCAAGGAAAGUUUGUCCUCUGGACUUCCAGAGGACUAUAAGCACCAGCAGAAUUCCAUGAUUUUAGAGCCUCUGUAGCUUCCAAAUUGUGGUUUUCUUCCUCCAGAAGAAAGGGCACGAACACACGUCUCUGUUUUUUAGAUGGAAGCCAGAACUUUAAAAAGUCACAGUUCUGCAAUAGUUAACCUGUUCAGAGCUGGAACUCUAAAGUGUACACAAAGAGGUACAUUAAAAAAAAAAAUCUUUCAAAACUGUUCUCUACAGCAUCAACUGCUUUCUUAUACAAAAUUUAGAUGUCUAAAUUUGAAUGUUUUUUAGCCCUUUCCCUUGAACCUGACAGCAGUCUUCAGGGAAUGCAUCUGUAAUCUAAAAAUGUAUGAGUAAUAUAUUAUUCAUUGACUUCUGCCCUCUUCUUUAUUCUACUGGAAAAGUAAGGAAUGCAGAACCAUGGGAUGUCCCAGAAGUAAUGGGGGAGAUGCAGCACCCCACAGUUAACCUCACACAGAGGCAGCACAGGUCUGGCCAGCAGUAAUUCCACAACAGCUGUAGGCAUACUCUGAGGUCUGGUAAUUGUAUGCUAUCCCUCUGUAAUCUUGUUUUAUUAAAGAAGUUGAUACCUUUGGCCAGUGGAUAUUUCCUAGCACAUGGUUCCUACUACACUGAAGCCGGAGGAAAAUCUGUUUUGCACUUUACGGAGGACAGAUUGAAGACUGGCACUCAACAAAUCGGACUUCAGGUUUUCCAGAAAUAACAUGAUACAUUUUAAGGAGCAAACUUAUUUGGUAAAAGGGAGACAGCAUGAUUUCCUGUAACGUGGCUGUCUUCUACCAUGAUCCUAUUCAUGACAAUGUCAACUGCCUCCACAUUCACUGCCCAACAUUGGAGAGCUGCAUAUUAGAGCCUGGAACCAGUGCCAUUUUAUACAACAUAACAGAAGGUAUAGAUCCAGAUUUGCUGAUUUUUGAACAGUCACCUCCCACAUACCUAAAUACUCGUUCUUCAUCUAGCCCAUGGGACAAACUAAGGAUUCUAAAAGCUAUGAAUUUAGAUAAACAACAAACCACCAUGAUAAACCAAAUGCUACCGUCAAUGGUGCCAUCAUUAACCACACAUCAAGAUUUGGUUGUCAACACAAACAAUACCAGACACAAAACUUUUUCAUAGGCCUAUUCCAUCCCGACUCAACAGUAGCAAGCAAUUACUAAACAAAACCAAGGGGUCCAACAGCAGAAACCACACAUCUGAGAAUGAAGACAUGACACCUGAUGGGACAUCUGUGAUAUCAAAGAUAUGGCUGGUUCCAGUGGCCCUCUGUACCUCUGUCAUCUUUCUUUGCUGUUGUAUAAUCAUCUUGGCAUCUGGAUGCUGUAGAAAGCAGCAAGGCCAGUAUAAACCAGGGCAGAGAAAGUCAGGAUCCAGACAAAUUAAAAAAAUUAACAUUCUAAAGGAGAACUUUUAAUAGCCAAAGUUACAGGGAGAUUGUAAGCUUUUAAGAGUAUCAUUUUUAGUUUUCUAUAGGACAAGGGCAGUGUGUAAAAAAAAAAAAAAUUGCACAGGAUGCUCACUCCUACCAAUCUUUGAAAAAGGCCAAUGCUUGAUAAACUUAACUUUUUUUUAUUACUUCCAUUUUCUCGAGCAGUGUACUAAAGAUCCAAAAUCCUGACCCCUAGUUAUUGAGCACUGCAAGAGAGAUAUGCUUCUAUGUGCUGUACAUGUCUUCACUCAUUGAUAUAACUUUAUGAGUUAGCAUAUUUUUAUUAACCAUUAUAGUAUUAUUAUAUUUUACAGAUAAGGAAAAUGGGAAGAGAGGCUAAACAUCCUGCCUAAAGUCACACAGGUUGUAUAGUGAAGCCAGGACUUAAUAGGUAAUCUGGUUCAAAAGUUCAUACUUGAAAUCACUAUUAGAUUAAAGGCCUCCAUUUUCCCAAAAAGCAUGGAAAAAAGAUACAGAGAGGAAAAUACUGUAACAUCAUUUGUCUGUCAAGGUCAAAUUAUUGUCAUGGAUGUUAAUAAACUCUUUUAGUGGUUUGGACAGAAAAGCAUUAUUAUUAGAGUUACUAACCUAUGUGCAAAUGCUGUUAUAGUUUUAAUGUUCAAUUGAUGAAUUCUUCUUAAUCCUAAACUAUCUUCAUUUUUAAAAGCUGACAUGCCUUUAAAUAACUUUGGUACUGGAAUCUGAGUUUUGUGUUGAUCUCUGUUGAAUAAAGCUUGGGAGUUUUAGUUUA
This is a messenger RNA of Canis lupus familiaris (dog), 3287 nucleotides long. RefSeq names its product MANSC domain containing 4 (gene MANSC4). The record is from RefSeq and is a predicted model, not a curated record. Lineage: Eukaryota; Metazoa; Chordata; Mammalia; Carnivora; Canidae. The transcript is spliced from 4 exons. Bases 1861 to 2226 code for a protein of 121 amino acids.